UGUGACGCCAUUCGAGACCGUCAAAUCCAUGUGUUUCGUUUUUCGCACUCGACUCCAUUAAAACUGUUUCUUUUUUAUUCAUUUUUUUCGUUUGUUUCGUUCGCGCGCCGACGUACGAACGUUUACGCGUCGCGUCGCCUUGUCUUUUCCACACUGUCGAUCUGAAUAUAAACGAAAACUAAUCGCAGUCCGUUGGCGUUUUGAGAACUCGCGAGUCGUGGAUGCGCGGUCGUUCCUCUCGAGUUGUAGCGUGAUCGUAUUCUAGUGUGUAUACCUGCGUUUUGUUUUGUCGAUCGCUGUAAUAUUAUAAUUCGUCGAAAUGGGUUACUCUUGUUUGCUGUGUAAAAAACCGAGCUACAAAAGAUAUAAGGCCCAGGCAACAUUUCAUGCAUUCCCGAAAUGUCCGAUUCAAAGAAGAGUAUGGAUGAAUAUAUGUAAUGUAACGAAUCUAAUAGACUUGAGAUAUCGUAAGAUAUGCUCAUUUCAUUUUGAGCCGGAAUGUUAUGAAAAAAAUACAAAGAGGCGGUUACUUAAACCGGACGCCAUACCAACGAUUUUUGUCAAAAGAUUUAUGAAAAAAUACCAUUAUGAUGAAGGAAUUUUGGAAGAAUCACCAAAUGCAGGUUAUAUUGGGCGUAAUACUUGUAUUCUAUGUGUGAAAUCAGACAUAAAUUAUUCUCCCAAGUCCAAGAUACCUUUACACCAAUUCCCUUCAUGUCCAGAAAGAAGGCAAGAAUGGAUUAAUCGUUGUCAAUUAAAGGACGAAGAAGUUUCACGCACCGACAAAAUAUGCGCAUUACACUUUAAGCCUGAGUGUUACAAGCCCGAAGGUCCACGUUGGUUACUUCUCCCAGAUGCUGUGCCAACGGUAUUUGAAGUGGGUCGUUAUUUCAAUAGAAGAAAACCAUCAUCACCAGGAUCUAUAAGAGAAGAAAGGACGCCUGAGUCAAAUUAGAGUGAUCAUGUUAGAGAAGUUCCACGAGAGUAUUAUCUGACAACAAUGGACCAAACCACCGAACUACUAAACGAUUAUUAAUAUUAUUCUGCAUAAUUCAGUGUUUUUGAAUACUGAGAAUUUUAAAAAUUUCUAAAAUAAGUGCUGCUGAAUCAAUCAGUAUGUAUCACAUAGUUUUAUUAAGAUAAUAUCAACACAAUAUUGUUUUUUCUCUCAGACCUACAUGCAUAGAUAGAAGGUAUAUCAGUAAAUUCAUUUUUAGGAUUUUUGAGGUUUGUCAUAUUUUUUAUGUUUGAUUUUGAGGUAUGAAUAUAAAUUGAUAUUCAAUUGUUUUGACACCUA
Aphis gossypii (cotton aphid) is the source of this 1297-nucleotide messenger RNA. RefSeq lists its product as uncharacterized. The record is from RefSeq and is a predicted model, not a curated record. Lineage: Eukaryota; Metazoa; Arthropoda; Insecta; Hemiptera; Aphididae. Gene Ontology annotation, molecular function: sequence-specific DNA binding. Bases 320 to 955 code for a protein of 211 amino acids. The transcript has 5 exons.